GGGCGGCCGCGUGGCUGGUAGGUAGGCAGGCGGUCAGGCAGGUUUCCGUUCCCAUGGUGAUGAGCGCAGCCUCUUUCCCCUCCCUUGGUUCCGGGACUGAGCCACUCGAAAGUCCGCCCGGGCCGGCCCGAGCCAAGCUGAGUGCAGCGGCCCACAUCUGGGCAGCGGGUCAGUGUGAUGGGGGUGGACGAGGCUUACAAAUCGAUGGGCGGGGUCGGCAGAUACCAAGUAUACCUCAUCGUCUUAUUGAACUUGCUGCAGGUUUUUGUUGCAGCCCAGGCAGUCUUCAUGACUAUAGCUGGAGCAAGGGUACCUUAUCACUGGGACUUUGGAAACAUUUCACCAGCUUCAAGCCACGAUAACAUUUCAAUCAAUCAGAAUGAGGCAUUUAAGCACUGGCUUCAUAUGGUGAACAAGUCUGAGAUUCAAAGGCAUGUGCAUUUUGAUACUGGUUCCUCAUCUGUUAUCAGAGAGUGGUUCCUCAUUGGAGAUGCUUCAUACAAAAUUUUUUUGGCCAGUUCAGUAUAUUUCUUUGGUGUCUUGGUUGGUGUAAUCAUUUUUGGACAACUUUCUGAUCGAUUUGGAAGGAAGAAAGUUUACUUAACAGGUCUUUUUCUAGAUAUAAUACUUGGAAUUGUAAGUGGACUCACUCCUACCUAUGACAUCUUUGCGGUAUCCCGUUUUGGUGUUGGCGUGAUGAAUGGAGGAAUGUCAUUGGUGUCCUUUGUUCUACUCCAGGAAUAUGUGGCUGUUUCUUAUUGGGCACUAACUGGGUCACUACAGAGUCUUUCAUUUGCUGCUGGAAUUUCUCUCUAUGCCCUGCUUGGAUACUUUAUUCGACCAUGGCGGAUUUUGGCCAUUGUGAUCAAUAUUGAGGGCAUACUCAUUCUGCUCCCAUCUUUAUGUAUCCCAGAAUCUCCACAUUGGCUGUACACUCAAGGGCGGUGGAAUGAAGCAAAGAAUAUACUUGACAACUUUGCAAAAAAGAAUGGUCAGCAGAAGUAUUCAGUAUUUCUGAAGCCACCAACUGGAGAAAUUGAUGAUGAGUCCAGUAAUAUGUUUGAUCUUUUCCGGGAUCGAGUUCUCUUGUGGCGGACAUUGAUAAUGAUGUAUGUUUGGUUUAUAUGCAGUCUUGUAUAUUAUGGGCUGACUCUAAAUUCCAGUGACAUGGGUGGUAAUCAAUAUCUAAAUGUAGCACUUUCGGGAAUAGCUGAGUUGCCUUCAUAUCCUCUCUGUUUCUUUCUGUUGAACCGCUCUUGGUCAGGCCGUAGACGGACAUUAGCAGGAUUCCUUCUGUUGGGAGGUGCCACUUGUCUUAUUAUAAUUUUGUUGCCAGAAAAGAAAGGCAUUGGAAUAUAUUCUGUUAUCAACAGUCAAGCAUUUUCUAUAUUGGGUAAACUUUCAAUAAGCGCUGCAUUUAAUGUGGUCUACAUUUACACCUCUGAGCUCUAUCCCACAUCUGUCAGGAAUGUUGGGCUAGGCAUUUGUUCAAUGUGUGCUAGACUGGGAGGAAUCCUUGCACCUUUUCUUCCAUUACUGAAAUCCAUUCAGGCAUCAUUGCAUUUUGUUGUGUUUGGAGCCACCGGACUGCUAGCAGGCGUCCUCAGUUUGUUGCUGCCUGAAACAUUGGACAAAUCUCUUCCAGAAAAGAUCUCUGAUCUGCACAUUAUCACAUAUCGCCAGCUUGGGGAAGAAGUAGUCCCACUGCAGUCACAGGAAAAUAAAAUGGCAAGUGAUGGGAAUCAUGCAGGAGACCAUAAUGGUGAGAAUGAAGAGGAUGGUGAUACUGAUGAAGAGACCAAAUUGAUCAAGUGAUAUUCAAAGAUUAUUUUACAAAUCAAAUUGCAAUUUAGUGACAAUUCAUUAUCAGCACUUUACGUACAUGUUUUUCAAUUUAUUAAGAGUCAUCAAUGCAUAGUUUAUUUCUUGCAAUGGUGCAGUAGUAACUGGGAUGUUACAGGCAGUGUCACAUUCAAGGUAUUUGCAAACUGUGACCUGUCAAUAAUACAAAUAUUUCUGAUGGUGCAAUAUUUCGAGUAUUCUACUAUCUACUUUGACAUGUGAAUUUAAUAUAUGGUUUAUUUUGAUGAUGUUGGUGGUCCUCGAUUAUUUGGAAACUUGUAUUAAUAGAUAUCUUUGCAAUAUAUUCAUACAUUUGUUGAUAUUCAGCCUCUUUCCUUUGCAUACUAAGGUUGGCCUGAUUAGCAGUGUUCAUUUCUGACUUGGCCUGUUGGUUCUGGCCUGACUUUGCGAUUUGAAUACAGGAACAAUACUUCCACCAGACUGUGAUGUGGUCCUUUGGAAGAAUCAGUAAAGUUAGAUCCAUCCCGGUUUUUAGCUUACAGGCAAAUGUUAAAAUCACAGCAGCACUUGUGGAAGAUGAGCAAAAGGAGUUCUUCCCAUUUUCUGCUCAAAACGUAUGUUUUUUCUCAGUUGAUGCUCCUAAGAAACUAUUAACUGCAUUCAUUGCAUUAGUAAGAUCUUGCUCAACACAGAUGAACUGUUGUAUUUGGCUCCGGUUCAACAGUGACUACUGUUUUUUUUAAAUGAAUGUGUAAAAUGCUUUGAGAUGCCUCUAAAAUGCAGGCUGCUCUAUAGUUUUAUGAAGUUUUUUUGCACAUGUCUCAAAUUCUUAAAGUCUUCCUGUGUGACCACUGGACAAACAUCUACCUAAUUUUCAUUGGUAGGCUGUGUGGUUUAUAUUUGUUGCCGAGAAUUGCAAAGCUGGCAUUUAUUGUCUGUCAAUAAUUGCUUUCAGAAGAUGGUGUUGCAUGUUCUCUUAGAAAAAAAUUAUGUUGAUCAAGGUGAGAUUUAUGUUGAAAAUGGAACAUGUAUACGCUGUCUUCCAAAAUUAGCAUCAGAUGCUCAAAUUAGAUAGACCAUGGUCUAAUUCACAAUAAAAGUCUUUCUGCUCUGCCCAAUCUGAGAAAAGCAUUUUCAGGAGCACAGAAUCGUUAUGAUGCAGGAGGAGGUCUUUCUGCUCAGCAGCUCUGUACUGGUUCUCUGAGCUUUUUAACUUGGUGCCAAUCUUCUGAUUUUUUUCCUUGUAACUAUGCACAUUGUUUCUAUGUAGGUAAUCAUUCAAUAUUCUCAUUAAAUCCUUAAUUUUACAUAUUUCCACUAUAUGAUAAUAAAAUCUUCAUCACUUAACCAAUUUAAUAAUUUACACAGUUGAAUUGUCAGUUAAAUUCCAGAUUAUGAUAGUUUGAGGCUCUAAGUCCAAGUCCAUUAUAGAACUAGGUUAAGAUCAUUUGAACCGGUUUCAAGGGAAUAACAUUUGCGAGGCAUUAUGUUGUUGUUAAGCUGUGUUUACUUCUAUCACAUUAAUGCAAAGAUAACUUUUCUGAACCAAAAUAAAAGCAAAGGACUGCAGAUAGUGGAAAUCGAAACAAAAACAGAAUGUGUCGGAGAUAACUCAACAGGUCUGGCAGCAUCUGUAGAGAAACAAGCAUAUUUAAUGCUUCACGUCCAGUGAUCCUUCAUCAGAAUAGGCGAAGAGUCGCUGGACUGAAAACAUAAGCUCUGUUUUUCUCUCUGCAUUCUGUUUACAUUUCUCUGCACCACCUUGCCUAACUAAUCAUUUUUGCUUUUAACAAUCUUUAAGAUAGAUUGCAGAGGUUUGACUUUAGAAUGAAGAAUUUAAACAGCAUCAUUCACAGCUAAAACUGAUCAAGAGGCAUGGCUUUAAUUUAUCAAUAAAAUGCUCAUCAGAGACAUUGGUCCAGAUUUUCCAAUCUCCUGCUAGAGACCAGACAUAUCUCUAAAGACAUGUGUCAGAUCCCUUGGAAUAGCAUGAUGCGUUUACUCUGUGGAAAUUGACUGGGAUGUAUGAACAUCCAAUAGGUUUUUCUCCAGGACCCCAGGACCCUGCAUGAAUGUCGAUAAUGGUGAGUUGAAUUCAGACAUUUGGGCAAGACUUGCUAACCUGGAUAGUGACCCAAGAAAUGAAAGAUAUAAAAAAAACUAAAUCCUUGAUAACUAUAUGACUGACUACUCUCCCAAUCCUGAUCUUCUCCACCAAUAUCCCACCACUGACUUGAGCAGGCCUGACUCUACCUCACCACUCUGCUGUCCUGCCUCCUUACCUUUCUUUCACCACCUUAUCUACAACUCAAUCACCCUAACUUCUUUCCAACUUACUUCACCCAGAAUACCUUACCCUUUUACACACAUACAUAUUCUACCAUACAUUCUUAUGCUCACACUAACAUGCAAAGAGUUUGCAGAAUUUGAACUUAUUCUAGUAUGUGGCAGGUCGUGCAGUAAAAAUGGUGUGUGACCCCUACUCCCUCUACAGUUUCCUGCGCUGACUGAGUUUUGAAGAAUCAAACCUGUAAAGGUUGGUCAGAAAAAUGAAGAAAAUGGGAAAUAGGUAAACUUUUGCCUGACCAACAUUAGAAAAAUGGCAUCUGACUCUGACCAGAAGAUUUGGACCAAUGUUUAAGUUCUCUUUUAGAUUUAUUGUAAGCUUUGUAGCAAAGUCCUCUGAAAAUAGAUUUUGAAUUGAAGUAAAAUCCUACCUCUCUGUUGGACAAAUGUUUGCUGAAUUUGAUGCAAAAAGCUGACAAAAAUGCAGCAGAGUUACUCUUUCAAGCACUAGGAUAAUCAGAUAUUAUACAUUAAAAACUAAUAUCAAAAACAUAGUACCAUGAUUUUGUAACACAUAAUUACACUAACAUUUUCAAAAAUAAAGUUCUAUAUUUUGUACUAUCUCGUGCAUUGUGAAAGUGUUAUCAUUCUUGAAAAGAAAAGUUAAUUUCAAUUAGCUUGCCAAAACGUUUGGCAAAUAGUCAAUUAAAAUGGCAACUGAGGAGACUUAAGAUUGUUCAAAGACAUGAGUUGCUCUUCAGAUUCUUUGUAAAACUUUACUGUGUGGCCACCUGAACUGCAAUACCCCCUACCUGUGUAUCCAAUGUAUCUUAUUCCUGCAAUUGUGAAUAGGGCCAACUGGGUGCACCUAACUGUGGCUCUUGUCUGACUUCUAGCACUGGAAUAGAUAGAGCAAAAUGUUUAUAUUUGUUUUCAUUUUACAGUGGAUUAGAACAGCUGGAUAUGAAUGAGUACAGGAAAUAUUUCUAGAGCUCACUCAUAUAGCAAGUACAGAACAAGUUCUCAAUAGAGUGCCAAAGUGUUCACCCAAUUAACUGUUUAUUAUUAUCAUUAUUAUGUGUAUCAAUUUUAUUCAGAUGCAAAGUUUCUCCAGGCUUCCGUAAAUUUCAAAAUUGGAACUAGUUACUGAGAUUUUCCAGUGUUUUGUACAAUUUAUGUAUAUGUAAAUUCACUAAUCCAGAACAUGCUGGAAAGAAAUAAA
Chiloscyllium plagiosum (whitespotted bambooshark) is the source of this 5311-nucleotide messenger RNA. Its product is annotated as solute carrier family 22 member 15-like. Gene Ontology annotation, molecular function: transmembrane transporter activity. Lineage: Eukaryota; Metazoa; Chordata; Chondrichthyes; Orectolobiformes; Hemiscylliidae. Gene Ontology annotation, cellular component: membrane. The record is from RefSeq and is a predicted model, not a curated record. Gene Ontology annotation, biological process: transmembrane transport.